Messenger RNA from Anopheles moucheti, 5525 nucleotides. Its product is annotated as roundabout homolog 1-like. The coding region runs from base 1 to 3981 and encodes 1326 amino acids. Lineage: Eukaryota; Metazoa; Arthropoda; Insecta; Diptera; Culicidae. Gene Ontology annotation, cellular component: axon; plasma membrane. Gene Ontology annotation, molecular function: protein binding. The record is from RefSeq and is a predicted model, not a curated record. Gene Ontology annotation, biological process: axon guidance; cell-cell adhesion. The transcript has 14 exons.
AUGACUUUUGUCACUGAUGUUGGCGUUCAUCAUUUCGUGGCAUGGCUCCUGUUAAUGUCAAGUGGAAUUUCAACGAAAGUACUAGCGUUAGAGUAUCCAAAAAUUACGGAACAUCCGCUAGACGUCAUUGUACCUCGUCACGAGCCGGCAACACUCAACUGCAAAGCGGAAGGCAUCCCGGCACCAACAAUCACAUGGUUUAAAGAUGGUGAACCGAUUAAAGCCGAACCGGGAUCCCAUAAAAUUCUCCUGCCCGCUGGGGGUUUAUUUUUUCUGAAGGUCGUGCACUCACGUCGUGAGACUGAUGCGGGUGUUUAUUGGUGCGAAGCGACGAACGAGCUCGGCGUUGCCAGAAGUCACAAUGCAACGCUUCAAGUAUCAGUGCUCCGGGAAGAGUUUCGACUGGAACCACAAAAUACGCGGGUAGCGCAGGGCGAAACGGUGCUACUGGAAUGCGGACCACCGAGAGGUUCACCGGAACCAACAGUUUUCUGGCGGAAAAACGGACAAACUUUAGAUCUCUCCAGCUCCAAACGCAUCCGUAUCGUGGACGGUGGCAAUCUGGCGAUACAAGAUGCUCGCCAAUCAGACGACGGUCGUUAUCAGUGUGUGGCGAGGAAUGUGGUGGGAGUGCGCGAAUCCACCGUGGCCUUCCUGCGCGUACACGUGAAGCCAUUCCUAAUACGUGGGCCCCAGGAUCAGACCGUUGUGGCCGGCAGCUCCGUAGUGUUUCAGUGUCGGGUCGGAGGAGAACCACUGCCAGAUGUUCUGUGGAGGCGAUCCGCUUCCGGAGGCAACAUGCCGCUUGAACGAGUGCGAGUGCUAGAGGACAGAAGCUUACGGAUAGACGACAUCACAAUCGAAGAUAUGGGCGAAUAUAGCUGCGAGGCGGACAAUGCUGUCGGAUCUAUCACCGCAUCCGGUACAUUGGUGGUGCAUUCGCCUCCGAGCUUUCUGCUGCGGCCCAAAAAUCUGCUCAUCGAACCAGGAUCGGAAGCAUUGUUCGAAUGUCAGGCAACCGGACACCCACAUCCAACGCUGUUCUGGUCGGUGGAGGGCAACCGUACGCUGCUGUUACCGGGCAGCCGGAUGGAUAAUUUAGAGGUUACACAAAAUGCGGACGGUACCAGUGUGCUCUCCAUUACGCAAAUCGGUCGCAUGGACAAUGGCAAGGUGAUCGUGUGCAGUGCCGUCAACAGUGUCGGCAGCGUAAGCACGCGUGUUGUGUUGAGCGUAAAUCUUCAAGAUGAUCGGCCGCCGCCACUGAUUCUGCAGGGUCCAUGCAAUCAAACGUUGCCCAUCAAAUCCGUCGCUAUUCUGCCGUGCAGAGCGAGUGGCGUUCCAGCGCCGGUGAUAUCGUGGUACAAGGACGGGAUACCGGUGUUAGCCUCGGAAAAGAUAAACAUCACCGAAUCGGGAACACUGGCUAUCGCUGAGUUGAGCAAAAUCGAUGACAGUGGACUGUAUACCUGUGUCGCUAGCAGCAAAUCUGGCAAAACUACCUGGAGUGCAUUGCUGCGGAUUGACGUUCCAACCAAUCCCAACAUCAAAUUCUACCGUGCACCAGAAGCGUCGACGUUCCCCGGUCCACCUGGUAAGCCGCAGGUAACGAACAUAAACGACAGUUCCGUCACGAUCUCGUGGGCGAGAAGUAGCAAAGUCGGUGCAUCAAGCCUGCUCGGAUAUACGGUGGAGUUGUUUGGGCGUAACCAAACCGAAGGCUGGUUUCAGGUUGCAAAUCGUCUUCAAGACAAUAUCCACACCCAAACUGGCCUGAGCGCUGGUGUGACGUACUACUUCGUCGUGCGUGCCGAAAAUUCCCACGGCAUAUCAUCACCGAGUGCACUUUCAGAACCUAUUCUGCUCGGAAUGAGUGACAGUUUUGGUGCCGGGAUCGAUAUGAGCGAGGCGCGAGCAAGUUUGCUGUCAGGAGAUGUGGUCGAGCUCGUGAAUGCUACCGCUAUCGAUUCCACCUCAAUGAAAUUGGCUUGGGAGAUUAUUAAUGGAAAGUAUGUGGAAGGAUUCUACAUUUACUCACGAACCAUCACCACCGAUCGCCCAACCAACGGACAGUCGUACAAUAUGAUGACCGUUUUGAAUGCAGGUGCUUCGUCUUGUUCUGUGAGGGGACUGGAGAAGUACACGGAAUACGAGUUCUUUGUAGUACCGUUUUACAAAACAGUUGAAGGAAAACCAUCAAACUACCGGCUAGCAAGAACUCUCGAGGAUGUUCCAUCAGAGCCACCAUUCGGUAUGGAAGCUCUGCUUCUGAAUUCAUCUGCGGUUUACCUGAAGUGGAAAGCACCGGCUGCAUCGUCACAGAAUGGCAUCCUUCGCACUUACAACAUCAUUGUCCGUGGAGUUGACUUACGUACGAACUACUCGAAAGUGCUCAGCAAUGUCACGAUUGAGGCUAGCUCAUCGACCCUGUUGCUGGCGAACCUGACCGAAGGUGUUACGUACACGGUCAGCAUAGCCGCUGCUACUUCCGCCGGCAUGGGGCCUUUCAGCAAUCCCGCCACAUUGCGGCUCGAUCCAAUCACCAAGCAGCUGGAUCAAACGUCUCAUCGAUAUCCGAUCAAUCAUAACAACAUGGACGAUAUUUUGACGCAGCCCUGGUUCAUCGCGAUUCUGGGUUGCAUCUUAGUGCUCAUGAUGCUGUCGUUCGGUGCAAUGGUGUUCGUGAAACGUAAGCACAUGAUGAUGAAACAGUCGGCGCUUACAGCUUUGCGUGCUCACCCCACUGGAGGGGUCGUUAAGAUUCCACGCAACGAUAGCCUUUGGAUGAAUCCAUCCGGCAUGAUGUGGGGUUAUCAGUCGACAGGAAGAAGUAAAGACCACAUACAGGAUUACGCUCCUGUAGGUGCGACUUCCACACUGCCGUUAGAACAACAACAUCAACAAACGAUGCUGCAUGACAAUCGCAACCGCUAUGUUGAGUACACUGACUAUCCCAGCGAUUACGCUGAGGUAUCGACCUUCAAUCCGUUACCACACGAGGCCACGAACCAUCUUACCGCGCCAAUGGGCGGUAGCAGGGCACCGAGCGAGUAUGGUUCGGGCGGAACUCGAUCGCCGGCACCUUACGCUACGACCACGCUGAUUGGAAACUCGAGAUUUAUUACUGCUGCGGGUGGUGCAACCGGUAAUGAUAGUCACCUGCAUCACCUGUUACCUUCAACGGCAGCCGGUAAAAUGUAUUUCGACGGUGAUGCCUAUUCGGGCGGUUCGAUCACACGGGCACCGUCGGACAAUGACAGCGCGGGCUAUGGUCGAAACGCUUGUUCGGAAUCAUAUUUCAAUCCGAAGGAGAAAAUUAAUAUUACCGAGAACAAGCUGGCAUCGCAUACGAUGUCCAUGCUGGCGGCUAGUAAUGCAUCCGUGGGCGGUGGAUAUCAUCACCUAGUGCCGAGCCAGAACGGAAGCUCAAACGGUCAAAGCAGCGGUGCCAAUAGUGCCUGCAGUGCCAGCAGUGGUAGCAGCAACAGCAGCAACGGUACUGACGGUGGAAUCAACGGUGGCCGAUCCGGUGGCUCCGCCCAGCCGCUUCCUGCUGUCUCGACCCAGACGGCGAGGGUGCUGAGAAAUGGUUCCAAUAAAACUCGUUUCAAACUCUCCCGAACACCGAUCGUAAGCAGUUUGCGGUCCUCGGCGAGGCACGAUGCGAGGUCCAGUGAACAUGGUAAUCUGGCCAUCCACCAGCAGGAGCAGCAGAAGAAAAUGUCCUCGCUCAACAAUUUGGGACAGAAGCAGCAGUUCUACAUAAAAGUAGGCGAAACGGGAAUACCGGGCAGUACAAACAGUUGGAACCACUCCACAGCAAGCGCAAUGGCCAUGUCUAACCUGUACCAAAACGCCCACGCCACGAUGCCGCCCGGUGGUACCCACGGUGGCGAUCCCAAUGUGGUUGUCUACCUGCCCACCGGAAACCGCAGCGUCAUUAGCUAUCGUGCCGGUUCAGACGUGGGCGACGAUGUGUGAAGCUGGUGGAGUGACGGUUAUUUAUAAUAAUUUAUUCUAAACUGCAAUUAUCUGCAUGACCUGGAGAAGAAAGCUGACUGACGGUUAAACGCAAUCUCAGUGCCAUCAUCUCAUUACGUAACACAGAGAGCGUAGUGAGGGCGAGCGUCGUUCCUAGUUCCUAGUAUGUAAGAAGAUUCAAUGUUGUACCUAUUAGCGUAGGAUAAACGAAUCAGAAGAUAAGCACCGGCAACGCUUGUGUUUGAUUUCGACAAUGUUUCGCAUUGUGUCGGAUGGCGGAAUCAUACCGUAAAAAAAACACUCACAAAACCAAAACAAUGUACGAGCAAGACUGAUCCAUAAGCUUCCAACAUGUGGGAACGUGGGAACUGAUGGGCAAGGAGUAAGCGAAUAGUGAGGCCGUUCAUCAGGAAUCAGAAACCCUUUCAUACCUUCACAUACACCUACCAGUACUUCCAAUGAAACUCGAUGUAAAUAAAUUAGACAGUGACCACCAAUUAAAAUUCAUCCAACCGCAACGAUACGUGUUCCGGUAGGUUGAACCUGUAUGGCUUUCGGUAGAUCAACGAUGUGAACAAUGUGUAUGGUAAAAGAUAUUCGUUUUAAAACAGAAUCCAAUGGAAUGUUUGUCUCCAAACCUGGAAGCGGUUUUGUGUUGGUAUUAUUAUCGUUUUCUCUCUUCCUUUCUGCCUAUUUUUAAAUGUGGAUUAGAUUUGUUUUCCAAUAGGCAACAAGCUUCGGCUCGAAGCGCUUUGAUUAGACCGCUUUAGGUGUUUGUGUGCGGAGAUCAAACGUGCAUAUUAUAAAAGAGGCUUCGGAAUUAUUGUUUUAUAUCCUUUCUCUGACAAACAUAACACGAACACAAACACAAACACCAAGAACCAAAACAUUUUUGUUCCAGCCAACAGUACCCAAAAGAAUUUAAUUAUGCAUGUCAAAAUUAAGCAAGGAUAGAUCUCUGACAUACAGCUGCUUGAAGAGUGCAGUAGCUUCUCAUUGAUAAAUUUCUCCUAAUCCUCAAACAAUCUUGCUGUUGCAUUACUUUCGUCGUUACAAAACGCAUCGUUACCUUUCCAUGCACCUAGGCUAAAUCGAUUGUACAUAGGCAAGCAAAGCAAUAUUAUCCCUCCGAACUAUGAAACAGAAGUAACUGCAUCAAACCCACGGAAAUGUACGUAUAGAUAGGCCUGUAAUGUAGUACCUUUAUUUUUAUCGUUUCGAAAGAUGAUCAAAACAUAAGUACCCGGUGAGAUGUUGCUUUGAUUCUGUGUAUUUCAGUGCUUUAACGUUUUCAGGCAUACUACCCAGAACGACUGUACAUACAAUGCUGCAUAGUGUCAAUUGUAAAAUUAAUAAAGCAUACCCAAUAAAUUGAACCUUACCUGACGAGCAAUGGAAAGGAAAGAAAGUGAAUGAUGUUUGCGGAUGCACGUGUACAAUUUGUUGUACAGUUAUGUAAAUUAGCUUGUUGGUGUAAAGUAUAGACUAAGCUCAUCCUUCAACAUGUUUGAAAAUAACGGUUCAAAAAUAUCCCGCUUUACUUG